AUGUCUACAUUUUUUAAUCCAGGCGAGCAGCCCAAAGAGGGUAUUGUGCUUGGGAAUAAUGCUCCCUCUGACACAGAUAGUCACAGUCGUCCACAGUUUAAGGGGAAAGCUUCCUCUAAAGCGGCGAGUGAGAAGAGCACGUUGAUUGAGGAACCGAGGAAUUCCAACGCUUCCAGGACUUCCAAUAUUCGAGCCGAAGAUACCCAGAAGGAUACUGCCAAUGGUACUACCAGUACCACCGCCAAUGAGACUGCCAAGAAUGAAGAAGACUCCAACAAGGAAUCCGCAGUCAAGGACAAUGCGGAGAAGGAGGUCAAAGACGACGAAAAUAAAGCAGACAGCGAUGUCGACGGCGAGAAGAGUCACGAGCCCGAAAUCGAAUAUCCAGCGGCGUGGAGGCUUGUUCUUAUUACCAUUGCGCUAUGUUUCUGUGUGUUCUGCGUGGCAUUGGAUAACACUAUCAUUGCAACCGCCAUUCCCAAGAUUACCGAUCAAUUCAACUCUCUCGACGACGUUGGCUGGUAUGGAAGUUCCUACUUGCUCACUACUUGCGCUGUCACCCUGAUUUUCGGGAAAUUCUACACCUACUACUCUAUCAAAUGGAUUUACCUCGCCGCCCUUUCCGUCUUCGAGAUCGGUUCCCUCGUCUGUGCCACAACUCCGACCUCCGUUGGUCUUAUCUGUGGUCGGGCUAUUGCUGGUCUCGGUGCUGCGGGUCUAUUCUCUGGUUCUAUCUUGAUCAUUGGCCAGACUGUUCCGCUUGACAAACGGCCGAUGUAUACCAGUCUUAUUGGUGCUAUGUUUGGUAUUGCAAAUGUCGCUGGUCCUCUUUUGGGCGGUGCUUUCACUGAUAGACUCUCCUGGCGCUGGUGUUUCUAUAUCAACUUGCCUAUCGGAGCUGUGACCUUCUUAUGUAUUAUCUUCUUCCUCCCUGCAAACAAGCCAUUGAAAGAGAAGGGUAAUUGGAAGAAACAACUGGGCGAAUUUGACCUUCUCGGUUCCCUCUUUUCCUUCCAUCCAUCAUCUUGGGGCGGUACCAAAUAUGCUUGGGACAAUGCCCGAGUCAUUGCGCUCUUCGUCGUUUUCGGAGUCCUUUUCUUCGUCUUCGCCGUCCUGCAAUGGUGGGGACAGGACCGUGCAACUGUUCCCCCUCGUCUGAUCAAGAACCGAAACAUCUGGGGCGCGGCGUGGUAUUCGUGUGCUCUGGGUGGUGCAUACUUCGUUUUGACCUACUAUCUCCCAAUCUGGUUCCAGGCUAUCAAAGGCGCAACAGCAAUCAAAUCUGGCAUCAUGAAUCUUCCCAUGAUCAUCGCCGUGGUCGUCGUUUCUCUUCUCGCUGGCGGCCUCGUCACAGCCUGUGGCUACUACACACCCUUCAUGAUUGCCUCAUCAAUCAUCAUGACUAUUGGUGCCGGCCUUCUCAGCACCCUGCAAGUUGACUCCGGCCACCCUAAGUGGAUCGGCUACCAAGCGCUCUUCGGCAUCGGUCUCGGACUUGGAAUGCAACAACCGAUGAUGGUCAUGCAAACGGCGCUGAACCCCAUGGACGUCCCUAGCGGCACGGCGAUUGUUAUGUUCGCACAAACGCUGGGUGGUGCCAUCUUCGUCUCGGUCGGACAGAACGUUUUCCAGAAUCAACUCUUCCAGAAUCUUGCUCACUAUGCGCCUGAUGCCCCGGCCGCGCAAUUAGUCUCCGCUGGUGCGACCAUGCUGCGUACUCUUGUCACAGGUGAUGAACUGCAUCGUGUCCUUGUUGCGUACAAUGAGGCUAUCAUGCAGACCUUCUAUGUCUCUGUUGCGAUGGGUGCUUUGACCCUUGUCGGUCCGAUCUUUGUUGAAUGGCUCUCUGUUAAGGGGAAGAAGAUUGAGAUGCCCGCUGCUUGA
Molecule: messenger RNA, 1884 nt
Organism: Penicillium waksmanii
Lineage: Eukaryota; Fungi; Ascomycota; Eurotiomycetes; Eurotiales; Aspergillaceae
Product: MDR family MFS transporter
Exons: 5
Coding region: 1-1884 (627 amino acids)
Biological process (GO): transmembrane transport
Molecular function (GO): transmembrane transporter activity
Source: RefSeq, a predicted model, not a curated record